This is a messenger RNA of Paramecium sonneborni, 1323 nucleotides long. The record is from the annotation of a GenBank genome assembly. Lineage: Eukaryota; Ciliophora; Oligohymenophorea; Peniculida; Parameciidae.
AUGAAAAGUGUGGAGCAGUUAUUUCCACAAUUUUAGGUUGUUAACAUAGUACGAUAAAAUACUUACAAGAAAUCAGUGAUAGUGAAACGAAGUGGAUAUCAUUAUAUGCUCAGAAUAUUCAGUCUUGAAGGAAUUCCUAAAGAUAGAGUUUAAUCGAUUAUUAAAAUCUUAAACAAAUUAUCUAAUCAUAAGAAUCCUCAUAUUGUGAAAUUUUAUGAAGCAUCGUUUGAUCAUGAUAUGACAUAUUUAGGGUAAUGAUUAAUAUUUGAAUAUUAGCAUUGUCAGUGAAUACUUAGAUAAAUAAUAUGAAUUUCCUAUGAAAGAAUCUGAUAUAUGGAAUAUUAUCUAAGAGGUAUCCAAACAUUUACUAUUUAGCUAUCUUUUGCAUUAUAAUAAUAUCAUCCUAAAAGAGUGCAUGGAAAAUUAUAAUUAUCAAAUUUAUUUUAAAGUAAAGGAAGAACAAUUUUGGGUGAGAUGAAUGUUCUAUAUUAUUUACAUAAAUAAAACUAUCAAGAUAUCUAUUUAUUAGCACCUGAAUUCAUUAAGUCUUAAAUUUAUGAUUAUAAAUCAGAUAUUUGGAUGGUUGGAUAUAUGUUAUACUAAAUGAUGUUUAAAGAUCCUCCCAUUAUUGCAAAUAAUGUUGAUAUUUUACAUAAAAAGAUUCUCAAAGGCAUUCAAUUAACAUAUAAUCCAAAUUAUAGUCUUAACUUAAAUAACUUAUUAAGAUUAAUGAUGUGUUAUGAUCCUGAACUCAGACCAAAUGUUGAUUAAAUAUAAUACUUUUGUUAACAAUCUUAAACUACAAAUGAAGAAAUUAAUAUUAAUAAAAUAUUACCUAAAUUCAAAGUAGAUAAAGUUGUAUUACAUAAAAAAAGAACAGAAAAAAAAUAAGAACCUAUUCAAAACAUUGUUUAUUUGAAUGAAGAUUAAUUCAAAUAACCUUAUUUUCCUCCCUCAAAAAUUAUAAAACAAAAAAGAAUCUUUUUAUCAAAAUAAACAACAUCAGUUAUGGAUUUUGGUCCAUCUUAAAAAACAACUUUUUCUGUCUAGUUACCAAAAGUUCUAAAUUAUUAAUUUAGUAAAUUAAAAGUAAAGGAAGCUAGCACAGUUCCAGGUUCUAUUGGAAAUGCUGAAUAAUUAGAAAAGUAUAUUAUUUAUUUAUUAUUUAGAUUGUAGAAUAAAUCUUAAAUUAAUAAAUUAGAAUUUGAUAAUCUUUUUCCAUAAUCCAAAUAAACUUUAUAAACUCAGAGAAAAUCUCCCAAUAGAAUUUAAAUACAAUAAGAAUUUUAAAAUAGAUAAAAAAGUUAAAGAUUAUUUUCAUGA